UGUGUAUAUGUAAUUGGGGCUGUUGAGACAACCGCUGGGCCCGGGUAAGAAGGAGGUGUUGCCAAAUUGGGGAGGUGUGACCACACUACCCACCUGGAAAAAAAAUCAAUCUAAAAAGUACUGUGAAGCAGUGCAGCCAGGCCCAUCCAAAAGACCUGGGUAAUUAGUAUCCACUAUCUCCUCUCUGAGUCCCUUUGCGUGGCCCCGGCCAUGGACACCUGGAGAUCUGUGUUUAAUAGGCCCGAGGGAAAGAGGGCGGUGUAAUAAAUAUAAUAGAUGGCAAAUUUGCCGCAUCGCUUGUGCAUGUAAUAUUCCAGGAAGUAUAAAAGAAAAUUGCAUGCAAUUAGGUUCCUCCGCAGUAUAAUUAUAGUAGCCCAGUUGGCUGCAGUUUCCCUCCCAUUCACAGCCCUGCAAUGGGUGUCUUUCCUCCCCUUGUCUUGUGCACAUAUUUACACUUCUGUGAUUCCAUAGAUUAGCUGUCCCCUCCCAGCACUGCCUGACGUACACCUGCCUCUUAAUAUAUACCUCUCGCUGCCUGUGUCAGGCUGUCAGGGUCUGUCACCCAGAGCAGAGGUAACAUGUCUGGAGUCGCAGCAAAACUGUCUAAGGACAGGGCUGUAGCCGAGGGGCUUGGCACCAACAGCAAACCAGUGAAGUUCUGCGAUCAGGACUUCGAGGAACUCCGGGCACAAUGCCUGUCUUCUAGAGUUCUCUUCAAAGACGACCACUUUCCUGCCUGCGUCUCAACCCUGGGCUACAAUGAUCUGGGACCCCAUUCUCCGAAAACCCAAGGGAUUGUAUGGAAGAGACCCACGGAUCUCUGCCCAAACCCCCAGUUCAUUGUCGAUGGAGCAACGCGUUUCGACAUCUGCCAGGGCGCGCUCGGGGACUGCUGGCUCUUAGCUGCUAUUGCGUCUCUUACAUUGGACAAGGACAUCUUGGCCCGAGUUGUCCCACAAGACCAGAGUUUUCAGAGUAACUAUGCAGGAAUCUUUCACUUCCAGUUCUGGCAGUUCGGUGAGUGGAUGGAUGUUGUCGUGGAUGAUCGGCUGCCUACAAAAGAUGGAAAGUUGGUGUUCGUGCACUCGGCAGAGGGCGAUGAGUUCUGGAGCUCGCUGCUGGAAAAGGCCUACGCCAAGCUAAAUGGAACCUAUGAAGCUUUGACUGGUGGAAGCACAAUUGAGGGAUUUGAGGACUUCACCGGCGGAAUCUCGGAGCUGUAUGAGCUGAAUAAAGCCCCGGCUGAUCUCUUCCUGAUUAUACAGAAAGCGCUGAAGGCAGAAUCGCUGCUCGGAUGUUCCAUCGAUAUCACGAAUGCCUACGACACGGAAGCCAUCACGAGCCGGAAGCUGGUGAAGGGGCACGCGUAUUCCGUCACUGGAGCGGAAGAGGUGGCCUGCCGGGGUCGAAGAGAGCAGCUGGUCAGAAUUAGGAAUCCUUGGGGAGAAGUGGAAUGGACUGGACCCUGGAGUGAUGAUUCCUCAGAAUGGAAUUCGGUCGAUCCCCAGGUAAAGGCAUCUCUGGACAGACAGUCAGAUGAUGGAGAAUUCUGGAUGGCCUAUUCAGACUUUAUAAGAGAAUACUCCAAGCUAGAGAUCUGUAACCUAACUCCUGACACCUUGACUGGCAAUGAGCAGCAUAAGUGGAAUAUAACUCUGUUUAAUAGCAGCUGGGUUCGUGGGUCCACAGCAGGCGGGUGCCUGAACUACCCAGGAACAUUCUGGACCAACCCCCAGUUCCACAUAAAAUUGGAAGAACCAGACCAUGACCAUGAUGGAUCCUCUCAUGAACCCUGCUGUACGGUGAUUGUAGGCCUCAUGCAGAAGAAUCGGAGACAAAAGAAGAAAUUUGGAGAGGACUUGUUGACCAUUGGCUACACUUUGUACGGGCUUCCUGAUGAGCUUCGGAACCAAACAGAUGUCCACCUCAACAGAGAUUUUUUCCAGAGGAGUCAUUCAGUCGCACGUUCUGAUACCUACAUCAACACGCGAGAGGUCUCCAAACGUCUGAGGUUACCGGUCGGCGAUUAUCUGAUUGUACCAUCCACUUUUGAACCUUUGAAGGCUGGUGACUUCUGCCUGCGCAUCUUCUCGGAAAAAGCCACCAAAUCUUUGGAAGUCGGCGACGUGGCGAAAGCUGAUCCCUAUGAGCCCCAGAUAACGGACCGGGAUGUGCCGGAAGACUUCAGGAAUAUUUUCCAUAGACUGGCUGGAGAUAAAGGAGAGGUCACUGCGAAGGAUAUUCAGACCAUACUGAACAGAAUUCUAGCAAAGAGAACAGACUUGAAAUCAGACGGUUUUAGCCUGCCUACUUGCCGAGAAAUGGUCUCCCUCAUGGAUAUGGUCGGAACUGGGACGCUGGGUCUUUUAGAAUUCAAUAUUCUCUGGAUAAAGAUACAGAAAUAUCUGGAAAUCUUCAAGAGGAGGGAUGAAGAAAGAUCCGGAACCAUAGAUGCACAUGAAAUGAGGUUGGCUUUGCAAGAUGCAGGUUUUUCUCUGAACAACAAGAUCCAGCAGUGCAUUACGUGGCGCUACUCGUCCGAUGACCUGACCAUUCACUUUGAUGGUUUCGUCGCCUGCAUGAUCCGUUUGGAGACCUUAUUCAAAAUGUUUAUAGGUUUGGACAAGUAUCAUAGUGGAAGGAUCACCCUCAACUUACAGGAGUUGCUCCAUGCUUCGUUGGUCUAGAAGUGGACAUGUAUGGGACCAGUCAGAGCCGGAUCAAGGCUAUGGGGGCCCGGGGCACUUUAGACAGGGUGGCCUCUAUUAAAGAGGAAGGCAGAUGAAUUAAAUCUCUAUCUAUCUAUCUAUCUAUCUAUCUAUCUAUCUAUCUAUCUAUCUAUCUAUCUAUCUAUCUAUCUAUCUAUCGCAUAUUAGUAUCCUGUAGAAAGGAAGAGGUGACACUCCUCAGACAUUUAAGUUAGUUUUAAACCUGUAGUAAUAGUUACCAACGUUUCAAUAGCUCUGUCGGUCUUUUCCUCAGGGUACAGAUUUACAAUUUAAAAGUCGGAGUGCAGCUUCACCAAAAUAUAUAAUUUUAAAAUUGCCACGGCACACCAUUGGCCCCCACAGUAAUUAAACACACUGGCUCCCAUAGUAAUUAUGCACUGUAUAUAAGGGUUCCUGGGGUUAUGAAUGGAGUGUGAGGACGGGCUCCUUCCAUUAGUCCCAGUACUGGUCUUUAGUGCCUUAGCUUAGCUAAUCAGUGCCUACACCAGCAUGGGUGUGUUAGAGGGUGGUCAGCCUGAACGUGGAGUCUCUCUCAUUACCUGGGCAGCAAACUGCUGACUUGCAGAGAGACACCAUUACUGUUUGAAGUGAGUGCUGUACUGAAUUGCUUUUUGGUAAGGUGGACAGUAGGUCCGUCUCACACAUAUAGACGAAACUUUCUGUAUAGUCAGAGCCGGGCAGGCUAGGAUUUAUGUUUUAUUUUUUUACUUUUGCUGCAAAUAAAAAUA
Pseudophryne corroboree (corroboree frog) is the source of this 3457-nucleotide messenger RNA. RefSeq names its product calpain-8-like. Bases 579 to 2687 code for a protein of 702 amino acids. The record is from RefSeq and is a predicted model, not a curated record. NCBI's taxonomy places the organism in Eukaryota, Metazoa, Chordata, Amphibia, Anura, Myobatrachidae. Gene Ontology annotation, biological process: proteolysis. Gene Ontology annotation, molecular function: calcium ion binding; calcium-dependent cysteine-type endopeptidase activity. The transcript is spliced from 21 exons. Gene Ontology annotation, cellular component: cytoplasm.